Acipenser ruthenus (sterlet) is the source of this 2680-nucleotide messenger RNA. RefSeq lists its product as uncharacterized. The transcript is spliced from 7 exons. Lineage: Eukaryota; Metazoa; Chordata; Actinopteri; Acipenseriformes; Acipenseridae. The record is from RefSeq and is a predicted model, not a curated record. Gene Ontology annotation, molecular function: calcium-dependent protein binding. Bases 231 to 1799 code for a protein of 522 amino acids. Gene Ontology annotation, cellular component: cytosol; nucleus.
UUUUUCCGCCCAAACUAAUUGACUUCGUCUUGUCUCAUAAUCACCUGAAUGAACACGGCUGCGUGGUUUUGCGAAGCUAUAUUGGCAGCAAAGAGUUGCUGGCAGAAAAAAAUAGGAGUUCAAAAUUGAGACAUAUAAUAAGGUGCGGUGUCUUCAAACCAGCUUGAACCUUUGAUUUCGAGAGGGAACUGGGCAGAAGUUUGUAACCUCACAGUUAGAAACAGAAGAGGAUGGAAUAUGAGAACCAGACUGAAAGCCAGGCCUUUGAAUGUAAAAAUAGACAAAUUGAGACAUUUAGUUUGAGCUGUGACUCUGGAAGCAUGCCAGAGAAAGACUUUAGGUUUUCCCGAACAGUGUUUUGUGAAAGCUCAGAUGGGGAGCCAGUUAAUUCUGAUCUGCGAGACCCGUUUUCUAAUAUAAAAAUAGAAAUCAUUAAUGUCCCGCCGCCAAGCAGCAAAAGGCAGCUUGACGAUUCCUUUCUGGAGGAAUCUUUUAAGACUCCUUUAAAGAAACAUUUUAUUUUAUCCCCCUUUUUUAGCACCCCAGAUGAACACCCUGCUAGCUCUCCUGGUUUAGCAUGUGUCCUCGACCCCUGUGAUUCUUUGCCCGUGGGUCACACCUUUAAAUCCCCAUCUGGCUCAGCUCAGCAGAAAAGGAAAAGAUCAUGUGAUGAAAAUUUUACAUGUAUAGGUAGCAAGAGCAGCAACUUGAUAUGUGUUGUAGAUCCAGGUGCUGGUCUUCUGAAAAGGCUUGGCUCCACCCAGGGUGGGGAGUCGGAGCCCAGUUCUAGCCGCGAUGCUCGGUCAAAGAAAAGUUUCUGCCCUAUUUCAGUGCAGUCUGAGAAGAACCAUUGUGGUGAACAAUCUCAGAUUGUGUCUAAAGAACCAGAAUUUGACUUUGAUAUUGACGAACUUCUGUCCCUAAGCCCGAUUGAGUGUCGCAGCCCAUACCAAGGGAUUGAAGAAUUCAUUGAAAACUGUCACAGUUUUUAUGAAGAGGGGAGUAGUGGUAAACUAGGUGGUGAAGACCUAGAAUCAUCUAGGGUAAGCUUUACCAAGAAAGAGGCACAGCAGAUAGACGGGUCAAAGCAAUGUCCCGAUAGAGGCUAUUUUUCAAAAUCCUACCAUGAAGAUUUGGAGCAAUACGUUGGAAAUAUCAGCGAUGAUCUUAAGAAUCAUCCACUUGCCCCCCUGCAUCUAACGUCCUCUUCAAGCCCUAUAAAGCUGGAAACCACGAAAGUGGACUUUGAAAAACCACGUGUUUCAGCUGGUGUCAGACAUGGUGACGAGAUCCAAGUAAAUAUACAAAGUGCACCGUCUGUGAACGCUUUUCAAAAUGAAGUUUCGGUAAGAUCAGUGGUUGUGUUUCCACAAAAAAGAAAAGAAGCCUAUGCUAAAAAGGCUGGGAAAAAAGAAGAUAAAGUGGGGAUCAUUAAUCCAUUUUCUAGAAAAGAAAGGGAGGUAAUGUUUAAAGACACAGAGCUGGAACGGCGGAAGGAAAUGUACCUGCAGUGUGUAUCGGGCCACAUUACAGAUCAUGAUGAACAGAACCAAGGUGUGAUGAAUGAGUUGCUAAGCUUGAUGAACACAGUGGCUAGGCAGGAGGGUAGAAUAACUGACAGGCAGUGGCAGCAUCCCUCAGAUCUUACAUCAAGAAACUACUCCAGUGGCGCUGACAAGCUAGCUAAUAAGAUCAGUCUCCAGGACUGGCAAAGCAAGAACAGGAAAUACUUUCGGCGGUUUGCGUCCAUUCCAGACAAGUUUCAACGUAGCCAAGUCCCUCAAACGGCGGCACUUUGAAUCACCUCUGUGUUUUGGUGUAUGGAUGGUUUUAUUUUAUUUUUUUAUAUAUAAAUGUAAUUUAACUUUAAAUGUUAUAAGUUUUGUAUAAUUUUAUUUUUGAUGUCCGAUAAAUGAAAAUCACAGUUCUUCAGUCCUGACGAUAGAGAAGGACCCACCAUUAUUAAAGCAAAAUGACUGCUUCUGUUCAAAGUAGACUUUAACAUGAAAGUAUAAUGCCUGUGGUACUAGGGGCAUUUUCACCAGCUGGGUAAGGAACCUUUAGUUAAAGGAUGUGAUACAUGUAUAGGUUUGCAAACUUUUAGUACUUUUGAAAGUCAGCUAUUCAAUAAGGUAAUGUACUGCAUGAGCUAACGUUUUAAAUUGUUCAAUUAUUUUGAUAUGGUAUUAACUGUGAGGAUGUUCUUCCUCCCUGAUUUUGAAGAUCAUUCAUUCAUUCAUUCAUUCAUUCAUUCAAGUUUGAAGUUGAAGCUAUGCAUAAGGACUUGCAUUUAUUCUCUCUUGUUAAUGAUAUUGCGAGGUUUUUAUUGUAGGUAAACACAUGCUAUGUAGUCCACGUCAUUACUGAUACGCCUGUCAUUUGAAUGAUGUUCAAAGACCCCAAAUGAUACAUUUGAUUUACGAAACUCAUGACCUUCAAAAGUUUAGAUGACUUUUCUAUUUUCUAGGCCAAUGUAAAUGAAUGUACAGAGCUAUUCAGCUUGUUUUUUCAUCAAUCAAAGCACUUAUUUUUAUUGUGGACCAAAUUGUUCCGGUUUUUGUUUUUCACUUGUUAAAUUGUAAAGUAAGAAUAGCAUAAUUACAGACAUGUGCACUUAAAAUAUUGUGUUUUUCUUUUAAGCUGCUAAGUAAAAAGCACUAAUUAAAAACUCUUGAAACUA